AUGGAAACCUUGAACGAAGCCGUGUCUGCGGGCGAUCUUAUCCUCCUAUACGCCCCAGGGCAUACACCCUGCAUGCUCCUUGUUGAAUCAUCCCCUGACAGCCAUAUCUCGAAUCCCAAAACAUCCUCCAUCACUGUGCAAAAAGUGAAGGUGCACUAUCGUCUCAAACCAGGAUAUUGCAUAGUAUCCGGUCCAGACGUCUAUUAUAACGAGGAGGAAGACGAAGAUGCAUCGGGGGAUGACACUUCCACUGAAGCAGGCUGUGAUAUUUCAAGCCGCCCACUCAGUGCGUAUGUGACUGACUUCCCUGCUGAAUCUGAGGUUGAAUACCGCGUGAACCCCCAUGGACGGGAUGUUCUGCGGUACUACUGGGGUGGUCAUUGCCCGUUUUGCUAUAUGAAUGGUUGGUACUGUCCCGGCUGUGGUCCUGCCAUGCAGUUUCCGGACCUCUUUGGUGGGUGCGGUGUGGAUCAGUCUUGCCCCGUGUGCUAUGGGUACGAUUUUGCUAUGAACGAUAAAGUCAUGUUGAGAAAGGUAGAAGAGUACGAAUCCAGGCUAUGGCGCACCAAGUCCGAAUCUAAGGAGUACCGUGCAGAAUUGAGACAGGAGAUUCUCGCGAUGGUACGGGAGCGAUAUGCGCUCAUCGAUGCCCGGAGGCAGGUGAUGGGUUUUAGUCGUUAUGAUGUCAAUCACAUAGUGGAAAAUUGGUUUAAGGACGAUGACGAAUGAGA
Aspergillus pseudotamarii is the source of this 731-nucleotide messenger RNA. RefSeq lists its product as uncharacterized. Bases 1 to 729 code for a protein of 242 amino acids. The record is from RefSeq and is a predicted model, not a curated record. The transcript is spliced from 2 exons. NCBI's taxonomy places the organism in Eukaryota, Fungi, Ascomycota, Eurotiomycetes, Eurotiales, Aspergillaceae.